AUGUCCCCCCCUCGUGAACGCGGCCGACCGACCCGACCUCGAGGUUCCGAGGAAGAAUUCGUGCUGUUUCUCCAGGGGAUCCCAUCCCGCUGCCGCUGGCAAGAACUCAAGGACUUGGUCCGCCAAACCGCUCUGCACAUUCGCCAAGCUGUUGUGUACGAUGACCAUCAUGGAUUCCCCACAGGGCUCGGGCAGAUUAUAGUGAAGAAUGAGGAGGAAGCCUGGCGGACAUACCACAGGCUAUCCACAAACGGGUGGGAAGGACAAAGCCUGGUGGUAACUCUUGCUCGGACCAGCUCGCCUACUCAGCCCAUUGCAGGGCCGACCAAAAGCCCACUGCGCGUUAUUCCGCCUGCCUAUGUGGCCGGAUAUUCAACGCCUCCAAAGGUUUACCAAAACUUGGCCAUACCACCUUCACCCAUGUCCGCAGAGUCCGUUCUCCCGCCGAGCCCAACCUACCACAGCCCGGAGUAUGUCCCUGUCAUAAGUCCAAUGGCUGUCGCUCAUCAACCGUUUGUGCAAAUAUAUGUGGACCCGUUGUGUCAAACGGUCCCAGCUUUGCCCAACUCACCUGCUCUCCAGCCGUCCUUUUACGAUCCAAUGGGCGUCGGUUUCAUUCCUACAUAUGCCGUGCCCCACCAGAUGCACCCACCCAGCAUAGCAAACAACAUCAACUCGACCCCUCUGAGCUCGUCCACUCCGCGCAAAGACCAGUACAACUACAGUAAUCCUCCAAGUUAUCCGCGCCACCAUACCCGCCGCACGAUCCUGCUGCAUAACCUCGACCCGACAACCACCCCACAAGAGCUGCACACUUUCCUACAGCGGGACGUCACAAUCGAGAGUUGCGAGGUACUGCAUGCGGACGGCUGCUGCAACAACGCGCACGCCGCUCGAUACAGGGCAUCUGCUCGCGUUACGACACGCUCAGCAGACGAGGCCAGGCGCGCUGUGGCUCUGUACAACAACGCAGUUUUCAAGGGCUUUAGGUUGCGGGUGAAGAUUGACAGAAGCAUCACGCCCGCAGCGCCGUGUACUGUAGCGCCCAUGCAUACCACCGCCACCAGUCAGAGCGACUUUGCCGUAUGUGAGACAAGCCAGCUACAGCCCACCCCACCCACAAGCGAGGGCUCGAGCUCCGAUUCGGAUGAGUUCAGCCAGAUCCACAAAGACAUGCAAUGCGAACAAGUCAUACUGCCUCUCAGUCCAAAGUCAAAACCUAUCGAUAGAUGUGGGCCGUUGGUUGUCAACGGGUCUGGGAUCGGGCCAACAGCUGCUAUGGCUAUUUGA
Molecule: messenger RNA, 1290 nt
Organism: Aspergillus calidoustus
Lineage: Eukaryota; Fungi; Ascomycota; Eurotiomycetes; Eurotiales; Aspergillaceae
Source: the annotation of a GenBank genome assembly